AGUCUACAUCUCCCCAGAAUAUGGCGCUGUUGAGUCAGUGAGUGCAUUACAACUAAUUGGCAGUGAAACAGCUCCUUCCCAAAGAUGCAGGAGGAAAGGGGUUGGAAAGAGGCUGCUCAGAGGAGGGCCUCACAGUUUCUGACUCGAAUAACUCCGAGACAGAGAUUCAGCAGUUACAGUGAGCCAGAGUCUGAAAACACAGAGGUCACAGUGGAGGCUUCCACCAAUGAUCCUGAUGAGUCUGCACAGAGAAGCAGAGCCGAGAGUCAGCAGACAACCCCAACAAACUCACCUGAAAUAGAUCAGCCAGACGUAAAAGAUAUGUCUGAGGUGUCAGAAGAAGAUUCUACAGCCACUUCAGUAGAGGAUCAUCUUGACUUCAUUGAUCUUCUCAGCGGUCAUGGCGAGGUGGAAUUAGAUGAGAAAUUCAUCGGACAUGCGGUGACAGAAAAAUCACACGUUCAUGAUGAGAUUAGGGUACACAAUCCAGGACCAGUGACCGCUGUCCUCAGAGAAACACAUUUUGAGCUCCAGAACCCUCCAGAUGCAGUAGAGCCUGCUGCCUUAUCUGGACCUUCUCUUGAACCCAGGCAGGACAUUAACAGUAGUCACACCAGCCCCAACACUACAGGACAACCCAGGAGUAUCAGCACCUUUCUGGGCCGCAUGUUCCAAAAGGACACUCCAAAAAAGCUCAUCCAAAUGACAGCAGAGUCAGUCACGGGCAAACUGGGCAAGAAAAGAGUUACUGAGCAUCAGGAGCUAAAGACGUCCCUGCCUGUGAGCCCCAUUAGCAACAAGGACCUGGAAGAGUUUCUGCAGUCUCUGGGGAUUGACCAAGUGGAAGAUUUACCCUCUGUUGUACAAGAUGAACCCCUGACUGAGGCUCAGACUAAUGCGUUUAGGACUGUGUUUGAGUGUUUUGAUAAGGACAGUCAGGGGUGUAUUGAUGCAGAAGCGUUGAGAUCUACUCUGGAAUCCGUAGGAAUCUCCAUCAGCUCAGAGGAAGUUCAGACCGCUCUGAAGAGGGCCGACUAUGAUGAGGAUGGAGUGGUGGGAUUUCACGACUUCCUGUCUGUGAUGACGGACUGCCAGCAGUUCUCCAAAUGUGUGGAAGCUGAGGGUGCAGACGGAGUGGAUUUGUCAGAAAAGGUGUUUUAUGUAGCUCUGGCUAAACUGUUGAACGCUGGAUCUCUGCCUCGCAGCACUGCAGGAGAGAUUGUACAGUUCUACCAUACGAAGAUUCUUCGUCUGAUUCGUCAGACAGCACGUCUGGAUGAUGAUAGCGGCCACAUUAUUACAUAUUAUUCCAGAGGGGCUCAUCUGCUCGGACUCAACUGCAAACAGCUGAUGAAGUACAUGAAGCCUCUGAAAGAGAAGAGCUCUCAAAAGAAGAGUCCUUAUCUAAAACACCCAAGUGUGAAAGUUGACUACACUCACAUGCACAUGUCUCUACACCACGGCGUGCUGACACCAGUGGGCCGAGUGAAGACCACCAAGACAUGGAAGACUGUUGAGAUCGAAGAUAGAUUACGAAAGCUGUCGAUCAAGCACCCUGGGAUGGAAACAAAGGAGAUGAUCACCCCAGUGCAGAUCAAGGUGAAUCUGACGCUGAAAGAAAGAGACCACCUCUCCUUUGAUCAGAUCAAGCAGAUUGAGUCCAUGUCUCAGUCGGGCCUGAAUCAGUACCUGAAAACGCUGGCUCUGUAUAAACGGCGUGACUUCUGGAACUCCUGGAGAUCUUUACAGACCUACUGCCGGAUGCAUCGCUGCAAACAUUUCCCACAAACCUUCAGCACAUAUUCCUGGUCCUGGAGCACCUGCCGCAACAUGAUUGAGGUCACUGAGCUGCUGCAGAGCAAAGAGUCUCCUGGCCAUGCCUUGGAAAAGCUUCCUCCCAUGCAAAAAAAAAGCACUCAGAGGUGA
Messenger RNA from Colossoma macropomum (tambaqui), 1926 nucleotides. RefSeq names its product EF-hand calcium-binding domain-containing protein 3-like. The coding region runs from base 85 to 1926 and encodes 613 amino acids. Gene Ontology annotation, molecular function: calcium ion binding. The transcript is spliced from 13 exons. The record is from RefSeq and is a predicted model, not a curated record. Lineage: Eukaryota; Metazoa; Chordata; Actinopteri; Characiformes; Serrasalmidae.